AAAAGAAAAAAAUCUUUUUUUUUUUUUUUUAAUACUCUUUUUCCUCUCCGAUUGCCUUUGCCCAGUGCACUCCCAAGGGAAAAACAAAAAAAAACAAAAAAAAAUAAAAAAGAAUCAAAAAACAGCCCUCACUUCCACCCUUUCCCUUCAACCGAACGACCCUCCAACGGAUUUCUUCAGUGAAACUCCCUUGUCUUCACCUCCAUCCAACCAACCCUCCUUUUCAAUCUCAAUCCAAUAAUGUCCUCACCUGUUGCCGCCGCUGACGUCCAGGCCGCUGCUGCCACCCCCGUCGCCACCUCUGCCGCACCCGCUGCCAACCACCUCAGUUUGGAACAGCAGCAGCAGAUUGCCGCCGCUCAGGCCCAGGCUGCCCAGGCUGCCCACUUCGCACCCGUCCCAGCCGCUGCCCCAACUGCCUCGGCUUCGCUCUAUAUCGGCGAACUCGAUCCCUCCGUCAACGAGGCCAUGUUGUUCGAGAUGUUCAACUCGGUCGGCCCUGUUGCUUCGAUCCGUGUCUGCCGCGAUGCUGUCACUAGACGUUCGCUCGGCUAUGCCUAUGUCAAUUUCCACAACGUUGCCGAUGGUGAGCGUGCUUUGGAGACCUUGAACUACACUUUGAUCAAGAACCGUCCCUGCCGCAUCAUGUGGUCCCAGCGCGACCCCGCCCUUCGCAAGACCGGUACCGGCAACAUCUUUAUCAAGAACUUGGAUGCUACGAUCGACAACAAGGCCCUUCACGACACCUUCUCUGCCUUUGGCAACAUCUUGUCGUGCAAGGUCGCCACUGAGGAUGGUCAGUCCAAGGGAUACGGUUUCGUUCACUACGAGACCCACGAGGCUGCCGAGAACGCCAUCAAGCACGUCAACGGCAUGUUGUUGAACGACAAGAAGGUCUUUGUUGGUCACCACAUCUCCAAGAAAGAGCGCCAGUCCAAGGUUGAGGAAAUGAAGGCAAAGUUCACGAACGUCUAUAUCAAGAACUUGGAUCCCGAAGUCUCCCAGGAGGAGGUUGAGGCUCUCUUCACCAAGUACGGCCCCGUUACCUCGUGCGUCGUCUCGACCGACGAGAACGGUCGUUCCAAGGGCUUUGGAUUUAUCAACUUUGAGAACCAUGAUGAUGCCAAGCGCGCCGUCGACGAGCUGCACGAGUCCGAGUACAAGGACAGGAAGCUGUUUGUGACCCGCGCCCAGAAGAAGGGCGAGCGUGAGGAGGAGCUCAAGAAGCAGUACGAGCAGCAGAAGCUCGAGAAGCUGAGCAAGUACCAGGGCGUCAACCUCUACAUUAAGAACUUAGACGAUGAUAUCGAUGAUGAGAAGCUGCGUCAAGAGUUCUCGGUCUAUGGUGUCAUCACCUCCGCCAAGGUCAUGCGUGACGAGAAGGCCGCCGGCGAGGGUGAGGAGGCCAAGGGCCCCUCCAAGGGAUUCGGAUUCGUCUGCUUCUCUUCCCCUGACGAGGCUACCAAGGCUGUUACGGAGAUGAACGGUCGCAUGAUCGGAACGAAGCCCAUCUACGUUGCUCUUGCACAGCGCAAGGAGGUCCGUAAGUCCCAGCUCGAGGCUCAGAUGGCUCAGCGCAACCAACUCCGCAUGCAACAGAUCCCUGGACAGAUGGCAGGCGGCAUGUACCCACCCCAGCUCUUCUACCCCGGCUUCCCUCCCCAGGGCGGCCGCGGCAUGGUCUACCCUGGCCAGCCUGGUAUGAUGCCCCGUCCCCGCUGGGUUAACCCCGGCCAGCCUCAGCAGAUGCACCCCGGCGCCCCCAUGCCCGGCUACCCCAUGGGUCAGGGAUUCCCUCCCAUGCAGGGCCGUCCUCGUGGUCAAGGACCCCGUUCCCAGUCCCAGCGCGGAGGUGCUGCCGGUCAGCAAGGUCGUCCCCAGGGCCCUCCCUCCCAAGGACCUGCUGGAGCUCCCCGCGGCGCCCCUGGCGCUGGCCGCGGUGGUUACACCCGUAACACUGGACAAGGCCGUGGUGGUAAUGCACCUGCCGCGGCUGCCGCCCCUGCUGGCGAUGCCAACACGUUGACGGCUGCUGCUUUGGCGGCUGCCGACCCUGACCAGCAGAAGCAGAUGGUUGGUGAGCAUCUUUACCCCAAGAUUGCAGCCCGCCAGCCCGACUAUGCCGGCAAGAUCACCGGAAUGUUGUUGGAGAUGGACAAUGGAGAGUUGCUGCACCUGUUGGAGGAUAGUGAGGCUCUGGAUGCCAAGGUCGAGGAAGCGGUUUCGGUGCUCAAGGCCCACGAGGGUGAUGAUGAGAGAUCUGCUUAAGGAAGGGACCAAGGAUCGAACAAGACUGCGCGAGGAAAGACAAGGAAACGAAGGGGAAAAGGAUUAAUCAAUGGGAUCGUCGUUGGCUUUACUUCUUUAUCCUCUCGUUCUCUCACCCUCUCUGCACCAACACACACACACAUCCUUUUGAGCAGGUUGUAUCAAUGAAAUAAAAUUUCGCCUGGGCAAAGGUCAUCUCGAAAGAGAGUUAAAAGAAAAGAAAAA
This is a messenger RNA of Gamsiella multidivaricata, 2493 nucleotides long. RefSeq lists its product as uncharacterized. Bases 241 to 2268 code for a protein of 675 amino acids. The transcript has 2 exons. Gene Ontology annotation, cellular component: ribonucleoprotein complex. NCBI's taxonomy places the organism in Eukaryota, Fungi, Mortierellomycota, Mortierellomycetes, Mortierellales, Mortierellaceae. Gene Ontology annotation, molecular function: RNA binding. The record is from RefSeq and is a predicted model, not a curated record.